CUCAGCUGUGUGGCCAGAGCACUUCCGUUUCCUGCAGCCAAGUUCCUGUCGCGUAACACGAAGACACUUCCGCAUAGGUGUAGGAGUUCCAUAGGUUCCGGCAGAUGCUGUCAUUGUACUUAGUGCACACCGGAACUGCUCGGCACUGGCUCUGGACCAGGACUCGUCUACCCUGUGCGCUGAGCCAGGGAUGCUGUUGCCGCCGCCAUGUACUGCUUCCUGUGUGACAUUGCGCUGCUUCUUGCUGCCCUGGCAGCUCUCAUAUUCAUUCUGCUUCUUAUUGUAGCACAUGUAACAGCCAAGAAAAUGCCAAAUCUCCACCGUUUGGAGGAAGAGAAGCAUUUCAUUGACAGCAAAGGCAAGAAAGAGCCCUUUCCAUCCAUCCACGAUCCACCCACGAGAGACCUGUCAGUGGUUGUCCCUUCAUACAACGAAGAAGAACGGUUGCCAGUCAUGAUGGAUGAAGCUAUGGAAUAUUUGGAACAAAGACAGAAAAAACAGCCUUCAUUCGGCUAUGAAGUUAUUGUCGUAGAUGACGGCAGUAAGGAUAAAACUACUGAGGUCGCUUUAAAGUACUGUAAAAAAUAUGGCAGUGACAAAGUACGGGUUCUGACGCUGAAAAAGAAUCGUGGGAAAGGUGGAGCUGUAAGAAUGGGGGUCCUGGUUUCCCGAGGCAAGCUGAUUUUAAUGGCUGAUGCUGAUGGAGCUACUAAGUUUGCAGAUAUUGAAAAUGUAGAGGUUGGACUUGAAAAACUAAAACCCUGGCCGGAAAAAUUGGCCAUAUCCUGUGGGUCAAGAGCUCAUCUGGAGAAAGAGUCCAUAGCACAGAGAUCCGUGUUCAGGACAUUCCUCAUGUAUGGCUUCCACUUCCUCGUGUGGUUCCUAUGUGUGAGACGUGUAAGAGACACUCAGUGUGGAUUCAAACUGCUGACGAGGGAAGCGGCAGCACAAACUUUCUCUGCUCUUCACGUCGACCGUUGGGCGUUUGACGUGGAGCUGCUGUAUAUCGCUCAGUGCCUCAGUAUUCCUGUUGCAGAGGUUGCAGUAAACUGGACAGAAAUUGAAGGCUCUAAGCUGGUGCCUUUCUGGAGCUGGUUGCAGAUGGGACGGGAUCUCCUGUUUAUACGAAUGAGAUAUCUGACCGGGGCCUGGAAGAUCGAUACAAGUGGGAAAUUAAAAUGAAGCCAUUUCUGGCCUUGGACGUUUUAUCGUUGUACAAUUCUGAGCAACUGUCACAUUGAUAACUGAGGUGUUGGGAUAAACAAUUCAUUACAGAAACUGUUCUUUUAUGUCCAGUGACAGUUUUAUGUGCUAAAUUCCCAUGUAAAUAAUUCUGUUUAUAAAGAAAAAAAACUAAAGCAAAAAGGUUAAUAAAUCACAAACAGUGUAUUUA
Molecule: messenger RNA, 1393 nt
Organism: Xenopus laevis (African clawed frog)
Lineage: Eukaryota; Metazoa; Chordata; Amphibia; Anura; Pipidae
Gene: alg5.S
Product: ALG5, dolichyl-phosphate beta-glucosyltransferase S homeolog
Exons: 10
Coding region: 208-1182 (324 amino acids)
Biological process (GO): protein N-linked glycosylation
Cellular component (GO): endoplasmic reticulum membrane
Molecular function (GO): dolichyl-phosphate beta-glucosyltransferase activity
Source: RefSeq, a predicted model, not a curated record